ACAGAACGCACACACAGCGGCCGUCAUAGUCAUCAUGGGCGGCGGUCUCAUCAGGAAAGCGCUGGAGAACGGGUCGAACGGGUCGCUCGACGCGAAGCACGAGAAAUCACCAAAGAAGGGGAGACUCGGCUCGUUCGUCGACCUGUCGCGAGGCUCGCGCGACUCCGCGACGCGCUCGCACGUCCUCGACAACGGCGCGAACGGGAAGUACGGCAGCGUCAGCGGCCAGGGCCAGGCGAAGAACAAGACGAACGUGGUAUGCACGCUCGGUCCGGUCAGCCGCGACGUCCCCACGCUCGAGAAGAUGCUCAAGGCGGGGAUGCGCGUCGCGCGAUUCAACUUUUCUCACGGGACGCACGAGUACCACCAGGAGACGCUGGAUAACCUCAAGAUCGCGUGUAAAAACACGGACCUCGAGUGCGGCGUCCUCCUCGACACGAAAGGGCCGGAGAUCCGAACGGGGAUGCUCGACCACGGCGAGCCGGUGAUGCUCGAGAAGGACUCGGAGAUCACGCUCACGACGGAUUACAACGCGAGCGGGAACAAGAAUCUGAUCGCGGUGUCGUACGCGUCGCUCGCGAAGGACGUGGUGCCCGGGUCGAAGAUUCUCUGCGCGGACGGCAGCAUCACGUUCACGGUGCUCUCGUGCGAUGUCGAGAAGGGGACGGUGCAGGUGAAGUGCGAGAACAGCGCGAAGCUCGGGGAGAGGAAGAACAUGAACCUCCCGGGCGUGAACGUGGACUUGCCGACGAUCACGGAGAAGGACAGGAACGAUCUCAUCAACUGGGGCGUGAAGAACAAGGUCGACUUCGUCGCCGCGAGUUUCGUCAGAAAGGGCAGCGACAUCGCGCAUAUCCGUCAAGUCCUCGGCGAAGCCUCGAAGACGAUCUCGAUCAUCAGCAAGGUGGAGAACAUGGAGGGUCUGGACAACUACGACGACAUCGUCGCGGAAUCAGACGGCGUCAUGGUCGCGCGCGGCGAUCUCGGGAUGGAGAUCCACCUCGAACAAAUCUUCCUCGCGCAGAAGCGCAUGAUCAAGCGGUGCAACGAAGCGGGGAAACCGGUCGUCACCGCGACGCAGAUGCUCGAGUCCAUGACCGGCGCGCCGAGGCCGACGCGCGCGGAGGCGACGGACGUCGCCAAUGCCGUCCUCGACGGCACCGACUGCGUCAUGCUCUCCGGGGAAACCGCCGCGGGGCAGUACCCCGUCGAGGCGAUCACGAUCAUGGCGGACAUUUGUCGCGAAGCGGAGGCGUACGUGGACAACUACUCCGUGUUCAAGCACGUCAUGGACCUCCAGAAGAUUCCGAUGGAGACGCUCGAGUCGCUGGCGUCGUCGGCGGUGCGUUCGGCGCACAAGGUGGGCGCGCAACUCAUCGUGUGCCUCGGGAAGACUGGGAAAACCGCGCAGCUCAUCGCGAAGUACCGCCCGAGCGCGCAGAUCAUGUCCGUCGUCGUGGAAGACCCGGACGACGCGGAGCACGACCCGCACUCGGUCGUCCGGCGGCUGCUACUCGUGCGCGGGAUCCGGCCCAUCGCGGCGCCGGUGUCGUGGCGCGCGUCCGAGUCGGAGCUCAACUCGGACAAAGACGCGGGGUUGAAGCACAAGGGGGAAAUGUCCGUGCUCGAGACGAAGAACAUCCUGCAGAACGCGAUCGCGCAGGCGAAGAAGUUGGGGAUGGUCGAGACCGGCUACAUGGUCGUCGGCGUGCACCGCAUUCUCGGGGACUCGAUAAUGAAGAUGUUGCAAGUGCAGUGAACGCGGCGAGGGAGGUCGAGCGCAGAGACGCGAAGGGAGGGAGGAAUAUACAUAACGAACACCCUUAUUAUUCAUUAAUUCAUUAUUACUGCACGCGCACACGCGCGCGCGCGCGUCGGGUCGAGUUGGAGUU
Micromonas pusilla CCMP1545 is the source of this 1892-nucleotide messenger RNA. RefSeq lists its product as uncharacterized. Lineage: Eukaryota; Viridiplantae; Chlorophyta; Mamiellophyceae; Mamiellales; Mamiellaceae. The coding region runs from base 35 to 1759 and encodes 574 amino acids. Gene Ontology annotation, cellular component: cytoplasm. The transcript is spliced from 2 exons. The record is from RefSeq and is a predicted model, not a curated record. Gene Ontology annotation, molecular function: magnesium ion binding; potassium ion binding; pyruvate kinase activity. Gene Ontology annotation, biological process: glycolytic process.